Dioscorea cayenensis subsp. rotundata (Guinea yam) is the source of this 406-nucleotide messenger RNA. RefSeq lists its product as uncharacterized. Lineage: Eukaryota; Viridiplantae; Streptophyta; Magnoliopsida; Dioscoreales; Dioscoreaceae. The record is from RefSeq and is a predicted model, not a curated record. Bases 72 to 311 code for a protein of 79 amino acids. The transcript is spliced from 3 exons.
AGAUUGCCUUCAAAACCUCUCUCUCUCGCUCUCUCUCUCUCGCCAUCGGCGGCGGCUCAUUGAGAUUGAAAAUGGCAGCAAAAUGCAUCACUGGAGCUCUGGCAGGAACCUGUGUGAUUGCGUAUGUAUGUGAUACUAUUGUUUCUGAUAAGAAGAUAUUUGGAGGCACAACACCGAAAACUAUCACUGAUAAAGAAUGGUGGGAAGCAACUGAUAAGAAAUUUCAGGCCUGGCCGCGCACUGCCGGACCACCGGUUGUCAUGAACCCGAUAAGUCGCCAAAAUUUUAUCGUCAAGCAAUCCGAAGCGUAAGGUGAAUUUCAUCGCUACAGAUUUGCAUUGCUUCCAAUCUCUUGCUAAAAGGCUAAAUUAAUUCUUUCACUUUCUUUUUUCUUUCAUCUGAUGAA